AUGAUGGCCUUUGUACAAGGCCAACCUCAUCCCUUAAUCAAAGAAGCCUUCACGAAAUUCGAGGCUCUCGUAGGCGUCAACGAUGCACGGCUGUUCAAGUCGACGAUUCUAGCGAAUGUUCGAGAAGCUGCGCAGAUUAUAGAGCGGGAUCAAUCGCAGAGAAGAUGUCUGCGAAACAUGCGACGUAUUGAGCCCUUGUUCGACGCUCUCCAAAAACUUGCUGGCCCGAUGGAGACGCUAUGCUCAGGGACUCCAUAUCUCUGCUUCAUAUGGGCUCCCAUCAAGCUCGUUCUCCAUAUUGUAGACGAGUAUACGAAUGCCUUCGACCAGCUGCUCGAUGCCUAUCGCGAAAUAGCCCAGAACCUUCCGCGUUGUGACCGGCUCGGAACAGCGUUCUGUGAUCAAGAUGGCUUUCAGGCUGUCCUCGCAGAGAUCUACAGCGAUAUUCUCGAAUUCCAUACAUAUUCAUAUCAAUACCUACGGCGCGGAGGUUGGAAAAGCUUGUUCGACGCCUCUUGGAAGAGUUUUUCUCGCCGCUUCAACUCAAUCCUACAGAGACUAGCGAGAGGUCGCGAUCUCAUUGACAAAGAAGCACAAAGUUUUGCUAUUCUCGAAGCAAAAGAAUUCCGUCAGCAAGUGCUUGAAAAAAUUGAGCGUUUUGAGCAUGAUCGCCAUGAUUGGCAGUUACGCGAUACCCUGUCCUGGCUGGAUUUGAAAGGCCAGGACCGCGAGCAAGACGAUCUAUUCGAAUGCAGAUCUAGCGCUCGAAAACCCGGUACCUGCGAAUGGAUCCUGCAAAACCCUAAAGUCCGUUGCUGGCUUGAUCCUGAGGAUUGCCGGUCUCAGCUUUGGCUGCGUGGAAAGCCUGGCUCUGGUAAAACUACACUGGUCACGUUCCUCUACGAUAACGCCCCAAUACCUCCAAAUUCAUUCAUUCUCUACUGCUUAUGUUCUUAUGGUUUUGCCAGGUCUGAAGCCAAUGUGUGUGGAUUAGUGUUUCGAUCACUCCUCGCGCAGCUGGUAAGGAAACAACGAAGCCUCCUCUCCCAUGUAUACUACAACUUCGUCAACACUGGAGUUGUCCUUUCGGCUUCUAAAGCAAGAGAUCUUCUGAAGAGUCUUCUACAGGCAUCAGGUCCGGCUUUUUUGAUGAUCGACGGGCUCGAUGAGUGCGAAGGCAUUCAUCAACGACAGUUGUUAUCAGACAUGCGUCAAUUGCUCGUUUCGACCAAACCGAUUUCUGAAAAUGAAGUUCCUAUCAAAAUCCUCAUCUGCUCGCGAGAAACAAAAGACGUCGGAGGAAGCUUAAAGAAAGUGCCCCAGCUUUUUCUCACUGAGGAAAAGGACAAGGUCUCGAAAGAUAUUGCCGAGUUUGCCAAAGAUGGCUUGUCACCCCUCAAAGAGCGAUUUGACGCGACCGUUGUUGCAGAGCUUGAGCAGGACGUGGUGGAGAAGGCUGAUGGUAUGUUUUUAUGGGUUCAACUUGUUCUACAAAUGCUCCUUGAACAACACAGUGUGCGGGAUCUAAGGAAUGCAGUAGAAGAAAUGCCUACGGACCUACCUGGAGUGUAUGCCUCAAUAUUGAACCGUAUUCAAAAAGCCUGCAACGAGGAACAGAAGAAUCGAUUGAAACAUAUUUUUGGCUGGCUGGCAUUCUCUUAUCGUCCACUGAAGGUGCACGAGUUGUGUGACCUCGUGGUCUUCCAGAAGAAACAUGUCUUGCUCGAUGACAACACAAAACUUCGAGCAAGUGUUCUAGAAAUGUGCAAACCACUUCUUGAGGAGCAUGGAGAUCACUCUGUAACCCUAGUGCACUUCUCAACCCGAGAGUACUUCUUACACGAAUACAGUGGUCCAUAUCUCCCUCGUCAGCAGAUUCAUCUCAGUAUCACUCAAGCUUGUAUCCGAUACCUAAUGACCUGCCAACCUUUCACCUCAGAGUCUCUCACUGGUCAGACUAGGACCGAAAUUGUAAAAGGAUUCCACGAUAUCUAUCCGUACGUAAAUCAAUUCUGGGCGAACCACCUGGUCGAAUGCUUCAGAGAUGUGCCAACAAUAGUAUCCGACGAAGAUAGCCGUGCGAAGAAAGAAGUCUACAGUCUCCUCAUUGCUUUGCUGCAAUCGUUUCAGGUUGAUGGUCAAGACCAGUCGAAUGAAGCAGGUGACAAUCCUACGACGACUUUAACGCAUACACGCAUCUUGGCUUUGGAAGAUUUACCCAGUCCCAUUCUACAAGUCCUUGAUUUGAAGAAGGGGAAAAAUGCAAAGGGCGAGGCCUUGAGUCUGAACAGGGUGCUUACCAAACGUCCUCCUCGGCAAGCGAUUUUGGAGGAUCCGGUAUCACUCAAUGCUGCAUUCAGCUGCUUCCAGAACUCGUUUGAGGCCUUGUUGACAGACCAACCCUCAGACUUGGCCAAUGAGCUCGGCGUCAGCCUCACCGAAAUAAUAGAAUUCAAGACCCGCCAUAGCUACGCUGCUUAUCUCUGCCGCAAGCGCGGAUGUGUUCGAGCAUCAGUUGGAUUUCAAAGUCCCGAGGAACGUUCCAAACACGAGACAUGUCACGACGAAAAAUUUCGAUGCCCUGAACCCGCUUGUGACUUUUCUGUACGAGGCUUUCCUUCACGAUCAGGUCUUCAAAGGCAUUACAAGACAUAUCACAGGAACCCGGAUGAUAUCGUCCUCCCCCCCUUCCCUUCCAGCAGGCAUGUCGAUAAUGAUGAAGCCGAUCCAUCUUGGCAAAUACCCAAGGCGCAAAUGGACAGUCCCCGAAUCCGUACUCCAUCACCUAUCAACGGUUUCACGAGUAAGAGUGGUCAUAAUCCUAACAUGGACCAGGCGCCUGUUGGCUCUCUCCGGUUCGACUUUAGCACUCUCGAAAAUAAUGAUGUCAUCGACAAUUUUGACUUUGAUAGAUUCCUUAACUCAACGAGUGAUGACAUUUUCAACUUCGAUGGAGUCGAUUUAUCAAGGUUGAUGGAGCGAAACGAAGGGUGA
This is a messenger RNA of Exophiala spinifera, 2994 nucleotides long. RefSeq lists its product as uncharacterized. NCBI's taxonomy places the organism in Eukaryota, Fungi, Ascomycota, Eurotiomycetes, Chaetothyriales, Herpotrichiellaceae. The coding region runs from base 1 to 2994 and encodes 997 amino acids. The record is from RefSeq and is a predicted model, not a curated record. The transcript has 7 exons.